AUGGCCAGUCUACCCGGAACACCGUACAGCUUCGGUAGUGAGGAAGGGACCAACGCCAAGCUCCAGCACCUCGCGACGCAGUUCGUCACGCACACGGUGACUAGCCGUGCUCAACUCAAGGCACUGGGCGAGGAGGUCUCACAGAUAUUCAAGUGGCAGGAGGAGGUGGCUGUGCUCGCGCGCGCUGAGGAAGCUAGGCGCCAGAACCGCGUGCGUGCGCUCGCCGGGCAAGAACUCGUCCCCGUUACCCUCCGCGACCAACCACCCCAACUUCCUGCGAUCUCCUCUCUAGCAGCGUUGGAGAAGAUGUCCGAUUCCGACUUGGCGAACUGGUACGCGUACUACUCUUCCACGGCACCACCAACCGUCGCGCGUGACGCGCUCAUUGCCGCCCUCGCCACGGAGGUUGGCCUCUCGCAACUCCCCCCUCCAUCGUAUGCGCAAGCGACGAGUGCGCCUUCCCAGAUCGCUGCCAAGCGGACCUCCUCGUUAUCCCCUUCCCCAGUCUUUCUCAAGUGGACCGCGGUGCUCUGCGUAUUGGUCGCCAUUCUCGCGCUCAGCGUCAUUAAUCGGGACAACGGCGCGCUCCAGAGCAUACUCCAGCAGAUUGUCCAGAUCAUCGGGCAGUACCUUCUCAAGACCAGCCUCUUCGUACAGAACGCCAGCAUUAAGCUGAUUGCGGGUGCUGAGGCGUGGGGUUCGGCGCUGCAGGCGACACGCAUCGGCACUGUGCGUAUCGACAAGCCCACAUUGGGCUCGAUCAAGGCCUUCGUGGGCCGCUGA
Molecule: messenger RNA, 783 nt
Organism: Cutaneotrichosporon cavernicola
Lineage: Eukaryota; Fungi; Basidiomycota; Tremellomycetes; Trichosporonales; Trichosporonaceae
Exons: 3
Coding region: 1-783 (260 amino acids)
Source: RefSeq, a predicted model, not a curated record